UAGGCUGAAACCCAAGUAGACAACCGGCAGGCAGGGAGAGACUGAGAGGCGGAUUUUUCCACUACAACACAGGAGUCAGUCAAACACACAGUAGUUUGAAGUCUUUUAGCUUUCUUACUGAUCAUUUUAUUACCCAGAUCUUUCAUAUCACUUAGGAAAAAAAAAUCUCUAUUUAAAUUCCGUGGUCUGAGACAGGGAUCUACAUUACAGCUAGAAAGAUAUACUUAGCGCGCUAACCUCCAGCUAGUUUCUAUCCUCUGUAAUUAUUAUUUUCUGGUAAAUAACUUUAAAAAUAUAUAUAUAUAUAUUUAAAAUUAAACACGUUCAGGCUGUCAACGUGUGAAGACUGGUUUGAGGAACAAUGAUGGACUUCGUUGCUGGUUGCCUGGGAGGGCAGGAUGGCUUUGGAUGAUGGGCAAUGAUUAAUGCCCAAAUUGUUUGGGACCGGACCAUCUUCAGAAAGCAUGAACAGAGCCUUGCCCUAACUCCCCGUAGCGAUGCGUAAAGUUCGCAGGCUAUGGAAAUACUGCUGACUAAUAAUUAUCCUUGCUCUGACACUGCAUGGUCACAGCAGGAAGUGAGGUGAACAGGUGACAUGUCUGUGGAGCCCCUAGGAAGAAAAGGUGCUGCUGGGGUUCUAGUAGGACAUCCUUUUGACACUGUAAAAGUCAGGCUUCAAGUGCAAAAUGUGCACAAGCCUUUGUACAAGGGAACAUUUCACUGUUUCCAGUCCAUCAUACGGCAAGAAUCAAUAUUUGGUCUGUACAAAGGCAUUGGUUCUCCUAUGAUGGGCCUGACUUUCAUCAACGCCAUUGUCUUUGGUGUGCAAGGCAACACAAUGCGUCUGCUGGGACGAGACACUCCCACAAACCAGUUCUUAGCAGGAGCAGCUGCUGGAACCAUCCAGUGUGUUAUUUGUUGCCCAAUGGAACUGGCCAAGACACGCAUGCAAAUGCAAGGCACUGGUGAAAAGAAGAAGUCCACUCUCAAGGUGUACAAAAACUCAUUGGACUGCCUGGCCCGUAUAUACCAGCGUGAGGGCGUGCGGGGCGUCAACAGGGGCAUGGUGACCACCCUCAUUCGAGAGACGCCUGCCUUCGGAGUGUACUUCCUAGUCUAUGAUGUAUUAACACGUUCACUGGGCUGUGAGCCAGAUGACUCGUACAUGAUCCCUAAACUGAUGUUUGCUGGUGGUAUGUCAGGCAUUGCCUCAUGGCUUUCUACAUAUCCUGUGGAUGUGAUUAAGUCUCGGCUCCAGGCAGAUGGUGUUGGAGGAAAAUUCCAGUACAGUGGCAUCAUGGAUUGCACACGCAAGAGCUUAGAGAAAGAGGGCUGGCGUGUGUUUACAAGAGGCCUCACAUCCACUCUGCUACGAGCUUUUCCUGUUAAUGCAGCUACUUUCGCUACCGUAACACUCUUCCUCAUGUAUGUACGGCGAGAGGAAGCUCCCAAGGAUUGUGAAGCUGACCCACAACACCAUGCUGCAUUACAGCAGCAAGCACAGCCUACCAGCAUGUAAAUGCCUCUGUUUUUAAUGCGAAAGCCAGGGCUGAGAUGCAGCUGCCCUCUGUUGGUGAAUUGCCCACCAACCAAUCUGUAGAAAUUAUAUAUAUAUAUAUAUAAUAUAUUCAAGAUAUUAUAGCGUGAAUUGGAAGGGUUCUUAACAAAGGGAUUUUGAUUGAAUAUUCCUAUAAAAAAAAAGUUUCCUUGUAUGAAUAUCUGAUGGUAGAAAUUUUAAUAAUACUGUCUAGAACCACUGUUGCAUGAGUACUUCUGCUGAUGCUGGUAUUGCACAAAGCAAUGAAAAGGCAGCAACUGCUGUAGUGAAAGAAAACCACAACAUCCUAUUAUUCCAUUAUUCAUUAUCUGUUAAAUUGUAAUGAAUUCAAAUGUAAAAACUACUUCUUGAGGUAAAGUAGUUCAUAAAUGUGAAAUACAUAUGGAAAAGUGCACUUUAGGGUUUUUUUAACUGACUGUAGAGCAUGGGCUUGUAACAAAAACAAAACAAUGUCUCUCCUUUCCAUAAUAUAAAACUGCUAAUGCACAGCUUAGUAAUCUUUAGAGGCAUAACCCCCCCCACACACAAAAAAUAACAGCAAAAGCUGCACAGCCCCUUAUUUUUAUAUAGAAUGAUCUAAUGUAGAUAAAUACUGUAUGUAUAAUCAAAUAGAUUGUCUCUUUGCACAAAUUGGCCUCAUUUAUUAACAGUAGCAAGGGUUCCAUUGGCAUUAUGUGUACUACUGUAAAAUGUACAAAUCAUAUUCUGGUGAGGGUGAAAUGAUGAUUCUGUAUCUGAAUCCUUUUUAGUUUUGCACAUGAAAGAACUGCUUUCCCCUGCUAGAGUCCAAAUGGCUAAAAAUGCCUGCCAAGUAGGCCAAUUAACAAAGUCAGUCAAAAUAGUCUGAAUGUUCAAGUUUGGAAACAGAGAGUAAUGUUUUCACAGUGUCACAUAACUGGAAGAAUCAGGUGAGCCUCAUGAGAGCCAUCAGACUUCCCAUCUUCUCACAAAAAUGGGAAAACAACCAUACUUGUUAAUGGACGCUGUGUAACGUGCAUAGUAUCAGUGUUUCAUGAACAAGAUCUCGUCUCUGUACUUACGAGUUUUCUUGUGACUUUGAGUCUCUAGUCGUAAUGCAGUCAGGUCCAUUUUGGAAUAGGAUAAUAAUUGGUGACUGACACUGAUCAUAAAGUAGCAAUACAGUCUCACCUCACUAUAGUGAAAAAUAAAAUUUUGAUAUAUUCCAAACCAAUAUAACUGGGGGAAAAUCAGAACAAUAUUGCUCUGAGAGUAAGUGUAUUUUAAUUAUUUUAAUUUAAUAUUUUAAUUUGAUUGAGUUAACUUAGGCCAAGGCUCUUCUGCAAUACCUCUGUGGCUCACCAGGGGGGCGUGGAAGUAACUGUAGAAAAGUAGAAACUCAUUAUCAAACAUGGUCUGUGAUUUCUUGCAGGUUAAAGAGAAGGAUUUCUGAAAAAUUUAUAAAAUUUAAGAAUCCAUGUCUUUUACAUGCAACAAAUUGCACAGACUGUCUUUACCAUUCAAAAUGGAUGCUUUUGGAGGUUUUUUUUUUGUAUACUCUGUGUUAUUUGUAUGUAAGACUUCUUGGUCUCUGUACAUAACCACAGUCACUGUGGUAA
This is a messenger RNA of Hemibagrus wyckioides, 3135 nucleotides long. Its product is annotated as solute carrier family 25 member 29. Gene Ontology annotation, cellular component: mitochondrion. Gene Ontology annotation, biological process: mitochondrial L-ornithine transmembrane transport. Lineage: Eukaryota; Metazoa; Chordata; Actinopteri; Siluriformes; Bagridae. The coding region runs from base 596 to 1519 and encodes 307 amino acids. The transcript has 5 exons. The record is from RefSeq and is a predicted model, not a curated record. Gene Ontology annotation, molecular function: high-affinity L-arginine transmembrane transporter activity.